Molecule: messenger RNA, 279 nt
Organism: Pedinophyceae sp. YPF-701
Lineage: Eukaryota; Viridiplantae; Chlorophyta; Pedinophyceae
Source: the annotation of a GenBank genome assembly
AUGACGGAAGCAGAGAUCCAGAAGAUGAUUGACGAGAUCAACGACAAGUUCGUGGAGGCGCGGGACGAGAUCGAGUUCGCGCAGGAGGACGCGGAGACGACCUACUUCAACGAGAGCUGCGAGGCGGCGAGGGAAAUCACGCAGGAGGCUCUAGACAUGUUCAACGCCCUGCUGUCGCGGCUGGACGACGACGAGCGCGGGAAGCUGCAGCGGUCGAUGGGCAUGAAGAUGGAGCAGCUCAAGGCCGAGCUCGAGCAGCUGGAGACCAUGCACGACUGA